Molecule: messenger RNA, 3333 nt
Organism: Synchiropus splendidus (mandarinfish)
Lineage: Eukaryota; Metazoa; Chordata; Actinopteri; Syngnathiformes; Callionymidae
Gene: syngr3a
Product: synaptogyrin 3a
Exons: 4
Coding region: 44-739 (231 amino acids)
Cellular component (GO): neuromuscular junction; synaptic vesicle membrane
Source: RefSeq, a predicted model, not a curated record
CCUCCUGGAGCAGCGAGGACGCGCACCGAGAGAGUGACAGAACAUGGACGGAGGAGUCGGAUCGUUCGGAGCGGGCCGGACCGGGUCCACUGUGGACCCGAUCACCUUCGCCAAACAGCCGCAGACCAUUUUAAGAGUGCUGUGCUGGAUUUGCUCCUUGGUGGUGUUCGCCUCCAUCGUGAACGAGGGGUACGUCAACCUGGGCAGCGAGCGGCUCCACUGUGUCUUCAACAAGAAUGCAGACGCGUGUAACUACGGUGUGUUCGUGGGCCUGGUGGGCCUCCUGGCUGCUUCCUUCUUCUUCCUGCUUGACUACAAGUUCUCCUCCAUCAGCUCUGUGAAGGACAGGAAGAAGGCCAUCAUGCUAGAGAUCGGCUUUUCAGGAUUCUGGGCUUUUCUCUACUUUGUUAGUUUCUGCUUUUUGGCCAAUCAAUGGUCUCGGACCAAACCGGAUGACCUGCCUCUCAACCAGGGGGCGGACGCUGCUCGGGCUGCGAUCGCCUUCUCCUUCUUCUCCAUCAUCGCCUGGGCCGGCUUGACGGUGCGUGCGGUGCAGAAGUAUCUCCUGGGCACAGACAUGAGCCUGUUCACGACAGAACACAUGGAUGGAGGCGCGCCCACUCAACCCUACCCCUCUAACUCGCCCGGUGGAACCACCACGGAGCCCUCAGAGACCUACCAAAACCCACCGUUCACUGAAAACAACGCAGCCCCCACGUACCAGGUCCCCAUCUACUAGAUCUCAGAGGGUAGUCACACGUGCAGUCGCUCCGGUGUUGAUCCGAGUUUCGCUUGUUUGAAAAAAUCCGGUCUGGGGCUUCUUUAGUUUCCUCUUCUUGUUGACUUUUCUUGUUACAACAUUCCGAGUUUCUCUUUUCUCCUGUGCUUGAAAGAAAAGACCGAACGAAAGGAAACAAAAAGAGGAAUGGCAGAAGUCAGGUCCAACUCGUAGUAUUACUUCCUAAAUAUGGUGCCGCAGCGAUCACACUUGGGGAGCAUCCUUUCAAGUCAUUCAGCAGCAGCUUCCCUUUCAUGCCAAACUGGGACAGGGAAUGUUCUUUUUGUGUCACUGCUGCACCGCUUCUCUGGCGCGGCAAACAGAUGAUGAUGAUGUGUAAACUGCAUGUUUCCAAACUUAGAGAUCAACUAAGUGCCAUACUGUACUGUGUGUCUCACCGGUGACUUACUUCAGUAGAUUUCCACAUGCUGUACAAAAAUGACAAUGUUUUGUGACCAAGUGCAAUAUCACACAUUAUUACGUCGGUAUGUACUGUACUCUCCGUAUAGUAGACAUGUAACUGUUGACGCUGUCUCACGUAGCACUCCAGGUCAGGUGACAUGAGACUCUGAAGUUCAUUCUGGGAAAUAUAAUGUGAGCUUUUUGGCCUGGCAUCAAAGAUUUGGCUCGUCCAUACUGGCUUCACCUAGUGCCCAGUGAUCUUCUCUCAACCACUGGCCUCUCACACCUCACCAUCUCCUGGCCAGUUGUUUGAGCCCCCAGUCUUCUUGCACCCAAGUUAGUAUGAUGCUACUCUCCAGUCAAACCCUUCAGGCGCUGACAUGUCCAUAAGCAGUGAUUGUGUCACCAUCUCACCAGGUUUGGCAUCCCACUUCUGACACCAUUUGUACCAACUGCCCUCCUGUCAAGGUUACUUGAGACAGCGUCCGGUUUGGAGUGUAUAAAGGGCGAGUCGUGUGCGUCAGGGUGAUUUUGAAUCUCUUUGUUUACGUUCUAGAAGCUGCCAAACUGCCCUGUGUUCUUAUUCUGUUCCUCUUAUUGCCACAUGUAGUUGUUGUUAUGGUCAUGACAGCAACUACAGAGGUGUGUGUGCAUGUGUGUGUGGUUGUCUGACAAGGGGGUAGGGAGGGGGGGGUGAAGACUCAGGCAAAAAGAAAAGAUUUUUCAGGAUCAAUGGCUGUGAGGGUGAAUUGAUCCUGUCGGGGAAGGUGCAGGGUUAAGGCCGUUGCCAUGGUGAGAUGAAUCAGGGUGAUGAGGGUCACUGAGGGCCCUGAUGUAGAUAGUAACCGUGACAACCAUGUUGGUGUGUAGCCGUGUCUCUCUGUCGUCGUACACUUGCCAUCAGUGAAUCAGUAUCUUGUGUGAGAACGAGUGUGUGAAAUGAGUGUAGUUGUAGUUGGUGCAUAAAGGUUAUUUUCUUGAACAUGCGUUGGUCAGAGUUCUAGGGUAGAGAUGGAACCACCGGUCUUUCAUUUCUCCAAAAAAUAUCUAUGUCAUCAUUGUAAAGAUAUCUAAGAGUUUCUUUCUGUGUGUGAAGAACAGAGCCAAAUACUAACUUCCUGUAGUGGACUGACCCUGCGAUGCAGGGAGGCAAGAACGUGCAUGAACUUGUUGUAUAUAACUGCUGAAUCCUGCGUCAUCUUUGCGUUGACUCCAUGCGUUGCAGAGUGAGAUUCACCAGCCGUCAAUGACUGAACUGCUGCUGCUCACUGUGAGUGACCUUCAGAGCAGCAGAGUGGUUUCUCACCUUAAUCAUCUUAGCAUCCCAAACACAUACUUUGCCCCACUUUUCCCCCAGUUAAUUCACAAAAUUACUACUGUUAUGAUGCAAUAGCUGGUUAAUAAAAUGAGAAACCAUUUGACAUCGUCACUCCAGCAUGUCUCAGGUCUGCCCCAAGGCAAGUUCUUUGUUGGGUCACGACCCAAAGCUUAUGAUAGUAGAUCAGUAAAACUCCAAGACAAAAAUCUGCCCAAUUUAUUCACAAGUGGAAUCAUAGUUUAAACUUUAAUUCAACCUUUAUCGAAGAAAUUGAGCCUUAAUAAAGCAUGAAUUCCAUAUGACUCUUAGAAAACUAGCUUAUUCGUGACAUCAUUGGCAGAAGUGCACCGCUUACAUUGAGAAGCUAGAACUUAUUUGAAUGCAUGAUCUAAUGUAGGAAGCCAUUAACUAGUGACUUUUAGACAAGUCAGAAGCCCCAAGAGUUUUGCCAGAUAAGACCACUCAUUUCUUCAUGUCUGGCUCAUGUUCAUUGCUGUGCUACUGGUUGUGAAAUGGAGUCAGUGGUGUGGUGGGUCCCGUUCUUCUGAUAUUAAAGUGAUGAGAAUGCUCUCUUUGUUGGAACGAGCGCACUGUUUUGUUUGGCGAAAACAAUAAAAGGUGGUGUGUUGUGACACUGGUGUGCAUGGAUGUUUCCAUCGUCUCCCCCAUACUGGUGAAACAAGCAGCGUUUCGAGUCCUCAUCAUCAGUUCCCUUCUUUUGGAAGUGUUCAUUACCUCUUCAGUGUAAAAUGGUGUACAGAGAUGUGUGUCACUGUCUAUAAUCUGAAUGUCUCUGGACUGCAGUCUGACUGUCACUUCAAUAAAAAAAAAAAAA